AUGGAUGACCAAAAGAAGUGGCAUGGCUGUGUUAAAAAAUCAACAAAAUCUUCUGCUCAUAGCAUUUGGAAACUGAGUGCAGACUUUAUAAAUGUGCAGAAAUAUGCAGCUCAUCUUAUUGCAUGUGAACAUGUUGAGGGAGAAAUAAAUGCAGUUAGGUGUGUUAGACUGUGCAGGGGUCCAGAAUUAUGGGCAAAAGAGAAAUUGGUAGCAAUAGAUCCUCUCAAUUAUUCAUACACUUAUCAAGUAAUUGACUGUAACUUUGGGAUUGAGGGGUACACAGCAACUUUUAAUGUGCACAAUCCUGGUGAUGGUGAUGGAGAAGGAAAUAUAGAAUGGAGGUUUGAAGUGGAUGCCAACAAAUCUUGUGCAGAGGAGGAACUUGUUAUGCUCAUCUCCUCCAAACUGGAGCAAAUGAUUCAUGGCCUUGAUGAAAUAGCUACAAUUCAUGAGCCCUGA
Molecule: messenger RNA, 459 nt
Organism: Cryptomeria japonica (Japanese cedar)
Lineage: Eukaryota; Viridiplantae; Streptophyta; Pinopsida; Cupressales; Cupressaceae
Product: lachrymatory-factor synthase-like
Exons: 1
Coding region: 1-459 (152 amino acids)
Source: RefSeq, a predicted model, not a curated record